Molecule: messenger RNA, 4359 nt
Organism: Alternaria burnsii
Lineage: Eukaryota; Fungi; Ascomycota; Dothideomycetes; Pleosporales; Pleosporaceae
Product: dna mismatch repair protein
Exons: 9
Coding region: 1-4359 (1452 amino acids)
Biological process (GO): transmembrane transport; mismatch repair
Cellular component (GO): membrane
Molecular function (GO): transmembrane transporter activity; ATP binding
Source: RefSeq, a predicted model, not a curated record
AUGACCCGGAACACCCCAAUUGGCGCAAACAUACUGCCCCUGCCUGAGCAUGUCGUCGCCCAGAUCAAGUCGUCAACGGCAAUUGUCUCCCUCACCGGAGUUGUGCUGGAGCUGCUGAAGAACUCUCUGGACGCGAAAGCGACCAAGGUUGAAGCUGCCAUCGACUUUGCGCGCGGCGGAUGCUCGGUCCAAGAUGACGGCCUCGGCAUCUCGCCCCUCGAGUUUCGCGAGGAAGGAGGUCUGGGCAAGCUCUACUGCACGUCCAAGUACCAUGCAACUGAGCCCCUUCUUGGCCGCAAUGGCACCUUCCUCGCCUCCCUCGCUGCCAUGUCCCUCUUGACCAUCUCCUCGCAUCAUUAUCAACAUCGCUCGCACAACGCGAUAACGUUUCACCAAUCAAAAGCCGUGGAGAGGCAACUGCCGGCUUCGGCGCAGCACGAGAUAUCAGGCAGGCAUGGCACCCGUGUCACCGUGCGGAACUUGUUCGGAAAUCUGCCUGUGCGCGUCAAGCAGCGGUCCAUCAUCGCGGAGCAAAGAGCGGAGCAUGACAGACUGUGGCAUGGGCUGAAGAAGGACGUCACGAGUCUCUUGCUUGGCUGGCAGGGUCCCGUAUCCAUUCGUAUUCGCGACAGCGAGAACAGGGUGGUUGUCAACCUCAGCAUAUCCGGCUCAGGGGCACCGGCACAAACUAAAGAGAGGGAGACGUUGAAGACACCAUCUGCGCAGCUAUCAUCACUCCUCAACGUUUUGACCCAGGCCAACUAUAUCGCCAUUGACCAGUGGCCGUCGUGGGUACCAGCAUCAGCUGCCACAUCUGCCAUUUCCAUCAAAGGCGCCAUAUCAUUAGACCCGGCACCUAGCAAGCAUGUUCAGUUCAUAUCGCUCGGUGUACGACCGCUGUGUGCGAACGACGGCCACAACGAACUCUUCGAUGCUGUCAACCGCCUCUUCGCUCUAUCUAGCUUCGGCACUGUCGAGGAUGAUACCAACAUCGAUGAGCUGGAGAAACGGCGGCGACAAUCAGACAAGCGCUUCAAGCAUGACGGGUACACCAACCGACAGCUCAAAGCACGCAAAGACGUCGACAGAUAUCCCAUGUUCUACCUUCGCAUCUCGUUGAAGGACGCCCGCAGAAGAAGCGUCCCUGAAGAGCAGUUCCUUGGGGAUGAGGCGAGCCUCCAAAGCGUGAUGGAGGUGUUGGACGCGAUGAUAACUCAAUGGUUAUCAGUCCAUCAUUUUAGACCACAGCAACCUCGCAAGAAGCGUGGACGGCUCGAUACGGCUUCUAGUGCUGCCGAGGGUCUUGCUGUAAGCAACUCGUCAUCCAUGGAGGGUCGGACUACGUCCAUGGCUUCGAGUGGGCAAUCUAUCCGAAGCCGCUCCGCAACACCAAAGCCAGUCUCUACUUCGUCGCAGUCACUGAAGAGGAAGCGUCCGGACAAGACGGCGUCGCGCGAAUUGUGCGAGAGGUCGCGUCCUGGAGUCUUCGCAGAGUGGUCACGCAUCAAAAGUGGAAAGCCUGAGUUCUUCAGCAGCUUUUCGACCGUGCCGAACUCUAAAACCAAAUUUGAUUCCGGCAAGGAAGUUAGUACAAGCACUUCAGCUGGCACAAACACCGAGGCAUUUGCGAAGUUUGACAUACCGUCGCUAUCGCAAGGUGCUUUGAGUGGGCAACGUCUUCUCGACGAAGCUUCCACGUCUAGAGACUCUCUGGGUAUCGAAAACAAGGAGAAUGAUGAUACUAUUUUGUGGACAGACCCAACCACCAAGAAAGUACAUCUACUAAACGCUCGAACAGGUUGCGCAGUGCCCAGUUUUCGGCCGCGACCAACCACCGAUUCUAAUUCAUCUACGUUCCACAACACGCAGGCAUCUACGAACAAGUCGGUGCGAUUACCAACACGAGCCUUGACGGCUGUACCUGGCAAAACGCCUUGGCUUGAUGAUGUGCUGGAUACAUGGGAGAACCCAGUCUUUAAGCCAAGCGAGAAGCGUAUACCACAGGCUGUAUUACACGAAGACGAGCUUGAUCGAGGGCACCGCCGCUCUAGGCAUGGUUGCUCCCGCAUCGAUAUCGGCAAGACGUUCAACCAGGCCUCAGCAGGUGGCUCUAGUAAGCUGUCGAGAGAGGGGUUGCAGAACGCUCAGGUCAUCGCGCAGGUCGACAAGAAGUUCAUUCUUGUCAAGAUGCAAGAUUCGACACGAGUGCAAGAUGCGCGCUCGGGGCUUCUCGUGCUGAUUGACCAGCACGCGGCAGACGAACGCGUACAGGUUGAGUCACUCCUAAUCCAGCUUUGCGAUCCACUACAAGACGAAAAGGGGUACCAGACAAAGCUCGGCCACAGGGCGCAGGUAGCUUCUGUCGUGCUCGAGAAGCCGACGCAAUUUGCAAUCUCACCCCAGGAACGGAUACACUUCACAACGCAUGCCGCAAGAUUCGCAGCUUGGGGCAUCCUCUACGAAAUCCUUGAAACGACGACAUCUUCAGCUGUUCCUGACACUGUCGAUAGGGAAAAGCACGUUUUAUCCGUCACUGGUCUUCCAGCGGGUAUAUCAGAACGGUGCAAAGCUGAUCCCAAGGUCCUAAUUUCUUUCCUCCGCUCAACAGUCUGGAAGUAUGGUCUCGUCGUCGUCUAUCAUAUCGUCGGGAAACAGCUGUGGAGCGUCAGCAUCGCAUUGCUGUUCACUACCAUCUUGUAUCUUACCUGCACCUUAAUAUUGAUAUAUUGUGCAGAAGGCCCAAGCAAAGAUCCGAACGAGAUUUCCAUUCGCCAAGCGUCAUUCCAUUUACCGACGCUGACAUGGCAGAGUCGAGUCAAUGUACGUCAUGCAAUGUCGUUCAAAGAGAAGGACCUUGAAGCUGAGCGAAACGAGCAUGUCUCGUUCGAUGAGAAAGGCAAUCGCGAUGAAUAUGGCCGCAUUAACAUCGAGGGUGUCGGCAAACCAAAUGAUACAUCAGGACAAGCAUCGUCGCCUUUCGAAAAGGAUGACAAGGAAACCCGUCGCAUUAUUCGAAAGAUAGAUCUCAGACUCCUACCAACACUCGCUGUUAUCUAUGCCUUCGCACUCAUCGAUCGCGUUAAUCUUCCAAAUGCGCGCAUAGCAGGCAUGGAUGAGGACCUAGGCCUCUCUAUCGGCUCACGUUAUUCGAUCCUCACAAUGAUCUUCUUCAUCCCUUACAUCAUUUUUCAGUUCCCGGCCAACAUCAUCAUCAGAAAACUUGGUCCUGCCGUAUGGCUACCAUCUCUAGUCAUCUGCUGGGGAGCUGUCACGAUUGGCAUAGGUUUUACGACUGAUUGGACGCAGGCACUAGGCUGCAGAAUCAUCCUCGGCGUCCUGGAAGCAGGGUAUUAUCCAGGUUGUGUCUUCCUACUGAGCUGCUGGUACGUGAGAUUUGAGGUACAGAAGAGGUUCAGUGGAUUCUAUCUGCUAGCCCUUCUUGCAAGUGGUUUCUCGAACAUCCUUGCUUGGGGACUAAGCGAGAUGAAAGGCCUCGGAGGUCUAAACGGAUGGCAAUGGAUAUUUGCUAUAGAGGGCGCCAUCACUGUCCUACUCGGCUUCAUGGGUUUCGUAACAAUAAUCGACUUUCCCGAUAAAGCCAGCCAACCUAGCCCAAUAACAAAGCGCCCUUUCUUGACCACUGCGGAAGCCAACAUAAUUCUUGCCCGUAUUCAACGCGAUCGCGGUGAUGCCGUCGCCGAUAAGCUUACCUGGUCAACCAUCUCAACUCAUCUCCGCGAUUGGAAGAUCUGGGAGUUUGCCUGGCUCUACUUCCUCAACAACGUCGUCGCAUACAGCUGGGGGUAUUUCUUACCCAUCAUUCUUCGCAACGACAUGAAAUACUCCGUCGCCAUGAGUCAGAUCUUGUCUUUCCCGCCAUACGUGCUGGCUGCAGCUUGGAUGUUCGCCACAGCAUGGGUUGCCGACCGGUACAGGAUGCGUGGUGCGAUCAUUAUAUUCAACUGCGCAUGGGCUGUCUUAGGAGUAUGCAUGAUGGCAUUCCUCAGCAACGCUCGUGCACGGUACGCCGGAGUGUUUCUAGGUGUCAGUGGAGCGAAUGCGAAUGUGCCUAGCUUGUUGAGUUAUAUGCAUAACAACAUCGUGGGCCAGAUGAAGAGAAGCGUUGCUAGCGCGUUAUUGAUUGGAGGCGGAGCCUGUGGAGGUGUUGCAGCAUCGAAUAUCUUUCGACAACAAGAUGCGCCAAAGUACACACCUGCCAUGGCUGUUGUGAUUGCGACUCAAGUUCUGACCAUAGUCCAUGUGCUUAAGAACUUUUGGGUGUACUCACGAGCGAAUCGUCAGGCAGAUCGAGGCGAGAGGAUCUUGGAGGGACAAGAAGGCUUCCGACAAACACUGUAG